AUGUCAAGAUCCGACGAUCUUGCGACUCGCGUCGUUGAAUAAAUUUAUAUAAUAUUAUUAUGUGUAUGUUCCUUUGAAAUUUGUUGAUAUUUCUCAAUCUACGUUUCAAAAGUAGGUUGCCGACGGCCGUAACGCCUCAUGAUUUAUAUUAUUAAAAUAUUAUGUUGUGCUUCUAUCGGAUCCGCAGCUGUUGUUCUUAUACACAUCGGAAACAGUAACGGUGUACCGAACGUUCCGUCAGCCAUCGAAUACGUCGCCGCGAUGUCUCUAUACACGACUGUACGACAACGACGCACAUAGAUAAUUAUUAUCUAUAACUGUGAGCUGUGACGACAACAACUUACUGCGAUCGAGAGUUCCGCAGUAUUUCGUGCGCAAAAUAUAUCAAUCAUGUACGGUUCCGUGGUGUUCGUCUCCCGUCCGAUGGUCGAUCAUUUCGCGGCGUUUUGCUAAGUCCCAACGGUUUCGCUUCACGCUGCUUCGCCGGAUCACCGUCGUAAUAGUUUAAUAUCAUCAUCAUUACCGACAUCGUUUCUCGUCCGCUGUGUCCCGCGCACCACUGAUGGACCCAUGUCACCGACGUCGGCUGACACGUUGGAUCGAUCAAAAACAAUGUUAGAACUUAGCGUGCCGAAAAAUGUUUAGUAAAAAAGUACAAACGGACGUGAAGAAAUCGGCACACAAGAUAUUGGACCCGAAAAAAGACACUGCGACGAGAUUCAAACAUUUGAAAUUUUUACUAGACAACAGUGACGAAAAUGAAUCUAAACAUUUGUUCGAAAGCAACUACAGCAGUAUCUAUCAAAUAUUUUAUGAAAGUUUCAUUAGUGUUGAAGCCAAUUUGAAACAAAGAGUAACUAAAAUUCAUAGAGAUGAGCUUGAUACUAUAUUAAUAAUAUUAGAAAAAGUAUUAACAUUAUGUCCAGAAAUUGUAGCACAAAGAUGGCAAUGUCACAGUAUGUGUAUGAUCAUAACCAAACUAUUACAUCCAGAAAAUUCAUGGCGGUUAAGACGUGAUGGAAUAAAAUUUUUUAUUUUAUGGUACCAAAUUUUGGGACAUAAUGCACCUGACUCGGUGCAUGCAAUAUUUGCAACACUUGUACCUGGGUUUUCCAGUCCAAUACCUGAACAUCCUGGAUUGGCAGCACUCUGGAAUAACCAUUCAUCUUCGAUUAAUUUACAUGAAAGUUUGUUGGGUCCAGUCAGUACUGUAGAAACUAAUCUGUUAUAUGCACCACAAAUGGGUGAAAAACAGCCAGAUGAUGUAGUCAAAUACUAUUUAGAAUCCCUUCUAGAAUUAAUGGUUAAUCAGGUUCCACGUAUUAUGUGGAAAGAUCUGAAAAACUGUCAAAGGCGUUGUUUUAAUUAUUUAUUUGAAAAAUUCAAACAAUUUUAUUUACCUGCUAUUUUUCCGGAUUAUUCAACAGCUACUAAUGUUUAUAAACAAACAACAGAUCUACCAGAUUGUUCUAAUCAAAUCAGAAAUGAUGCAAAUAGUAGCUGUAGAGUUUGUGUGAUAAAAUGGCUUGCUGGAUAUACUCAAGAUAUUAAACAAAAACACUACCCAAAUAUUCCUUUGAUAUCAAAAUUUAUGGGAGAUAAAGCUCAAUUAGUAGCUUUUGAAAUUGUCAGAGAUACUUUGUACAAAUCGAGAGAAAAUGUGAAUUUAAUUCAUGAAAUAUUUCGUCAGGCAUUUUUAUUGAAUUUUAGUUGGGCUAUGGCAAUAAGAAGAACUAUUGCUGUGUACAAAGAUUGGAUUCAAUUAAGUGUUUCUCAACAACCUCCUUUCAUGUUAGAUCCAGAUGGAACAAAUGUACAAAUGUCUAGUUUAGAUAAUAAUCCAGAAGAAAUUCCACCAGUUAAAUAUGAACCUAAAUAUGGUGAUAUUAGAGCAGGAUUUCAGAAUGUCAUUCAAUUGUUUAUGACAAAUGCAUUACAUGUAUUUGUGGCCCAAAGUGGUACUGAGUAUCCAAUGUUGUUGGAAGAACAAGUAGAUACCUGCAAACGAGUUUUAAAUAUUUAUAGAUAUAUGGUCAUGCACACAUAUAUGUCUUUAAAAACUUGGGAGCAAUUAUUAAAUGUUCUAUUAAGAAUAACUACACUUGUUUUGAAUAAAAAACCACCCAGACGAAAAGAAGACACUUUAUCCGGAAAAUUAGCUCCAGCAAUAUUUCAGACUUUGAUUGUGACUUGGAUAAAAGCUAAUUUAAAUGUACCCAUUUCUGAGAAAUUAUGGGAUCAGUUUCUAACAGUACUUUGUUCACUCACUCAAUGGGAAGAACUCAUAAGGGAGUGGUCGAAAACAUUAGAGACUCUAACAAGAGUAUUAGCCAGACACGUCUAUGGUCUGGAUUUAGCUGAUUUGCCAUUAGAUCGUAUAUCAGAUAAAAAAUCAAGAAGAAAACGUGGCAGUACUACACUAAACUCUACAUAUAACAUGUGUAAUUUGUCACACACACGAGUAAACCAACAACGAGGUUCAGUGACAGACAAUCAAUCAGAUAAUACAACUAAAAGACGAACAUUUAUAAAACGAUCAAAUAGUGAUUCAGAUAUAUCAUACUAUUUAUUUCAAAAAUAUAGUGAUACUGAUACAGUUUUCAACAUUACUGAAACACCGACAACAGAUGACCUUAAAUAUAACUGGAAAGAUGAAAAAUCAUCUAAGUGUUUAUUUAAUGUACGAAAAUGUCAUUCUUUAGAAAAUUUAUCACAAUUAUUAAUGUUACGAAUGCGAGACACACAUUCAAGGUCACCCUCUCCAGUACCUUCAACUGGUAUGGAAAGUAGUUUAUUUAAAGAAGCACACAUGCAAAUAGAAAUUAUGUCAUCUCAACAUCCUUCUUCAGAAAAAGUAACCAAUAAAAAGUCAGUCAUGUCUGGUGGUGAUGUAAGAGGAUGGACACCCGAUGUUGCUGCAAUAUUAUGGCGUCGAAUGCUCAGUGCUCUUGGAGAUGUAAAUACAUUAGAAAAUCCUUUACUUCAUGAACAAGUAUUUCAAUACUUACUGGACCUCAGCACAACUAUGACCAAAAUAUAUCAAAACCAAGGAAUGGUAGAAGAAGAGACAUUUGUGUCUCUUGAAUUAGUUCCACCAAUUUCUGUGAUUUCCCCUUGGUGUUUUCAGGCCCUAAAGUUACCAAAAGCUUACAGAAAUGGUAAACUCCACGCAUAUAAGUUGUUAUGUCAGAUUACUUUAAAUAAUAGAGAUAUGCCUCAAGGACAAAAAUAUGUCACACAAUUUUUUAAAGUUCUACAUUACGGUUUAACUUCUAGUGAUCAAGAAGUUGUCAACACUAUAUUAAAAAAUACUGGUUCUGAAUUUUUUUCUCACCAACUUCCUGGUUUUACUUUGCUUACAUUAGAUUUUGUUCACGCUUGCAAUGAAGUCCUUAGUGGAACAAAUGUUGUUCUGGCUCCACGUGCUGAAGCUGUGUCUAUAUUAGGCUCUCUGUUAAGUUUCCCUUCAAACCUUACCAAAGUACCUUAUCUUAAACCAGAUUGUCAUCAGUUUGUUAUAACAUAUUGUCCUGAUAUAAAAGACACAGUAAUAACAAUUAUGUUGAAAGUGGCCAAGAGAGAACCAUCAGCAUUAGCAAGAUGUAUUUCUUUGUCAAAUUUGGGCAUUUUUUUAUGUCAAGAAUUAAGUAAUAACAGUAAACAUCCUUGUAUUAAAGAAGCAAUUAUUACAUUACUACAUGCCUUACAAUUUAAAAAUGAAAAAAUUUCCCAAGUAGCUUGUGACAAUGUUUUGCUGCUUUGUGAUUAUAUACCAAGCUUGUUAAAAUAUUAUCCUGAUAUUCCACCAAAAGUACUCGAGGUAUUAUCUGCAACAUUAGCAAAUAUGUUACCAAUCGGUGACAGGAAUAAACGUUUAUUAACAUCUCUAGUAUUUUGUUUGGCUGAAUGGACAAUGUGUAUCCCUGUACCACUUUUGUUAGAGCUACGGUCUAAGCAAAGCUUAUCAAUGACUGUAUUCAUGGUUAUUGAUGCUUUGAGCAGAACAUGUAAUGAUAAAACAAUUGAACAUCUAAAAAAAGCAACAGAAGUAAAUUUAGAAUAUUCAAAUGAAUUUACGUUUGAUAUUACAUUAGACAAUUUAAAGUCUGGCGAAUCGAAAAGCAAUAAUAAAUUUGGUGAUCAUAUUAUUACACCUACUCAUUUAAAUAGUACCCGACACUCACUUCAGAUUGCUACUAGAAUGAUAAUUAACCAUUUGCUAAAUCAUUUGGGCCAAUUUCCGAUGCUAAUAGGACCUGCAAGGUUAUGUUCCAUGGUAUCUGAACAUGAUGACACUUUAAACUCUAUUUCUGAACAACUUACGAUUGACAUAUUUACUGUCCCCAGCAUACAGUUAUUUAUGUCCAUUACUAAUAUGUUGGUCAUGUCUAUAAUUGAAUUACCUGCAUUAGAAGUACCAGGUGGAGGAAUCACAGCCGGUCUAAGAACAGGUUUAAAUCAAGUGCGAGUUCUACAACGUGAUUUAGUCGGAAAAUCAUGCUGGGAUAUUUCUCCACUGUACUGUGGUCCUAACUAUGAGCAUGAAAGUGACAAUAACUUGUUUAUUAUCAAUCCUGUUCAAAAAAAUAAUGAAGCUGAAGAAUCGAUUGUUGUAACAUACAGUACAAAUUGUCAAACCCAACAUACCAUACGUCAUCGAGCUCCUAAUGUUUUACCAACUUUUGAAAAUUCUGCAGACGAUCUAGAUAAUCUUGAUGAUUUACUCCAGUAUGUUGGUUAUACGAGUUCUGAAUGUUUAGAAGACAUGGAAAUUUUGCUUAACAACCCUGCAAUAAAGUCUCCUAUGACUUCACAAUUAGAACAGGAUAUCAUGAGUACAAUUUUAGGACAAAGGUUCAUGGACAACAGUUAUACAGAAAAAUUGAAUACUGUACACUAUAAUCAUAUGGAGAAACGACCUCAAUGUAGUGUACAUAAGUCUCCAUUUCAAAAUGGCCGUGCCCUGUUUUCGGAAUUAGGUUUUACAAGCUGGGACCAACGGCGACAAAUCUAUCAGCUUGAACGUAACGAAAAAGUCCUGAGAGAACUUCGCGUCCUCGAUGCUCAAUGUUGUAGAGACACUCAUAAGAUCGCCAUCAUAUACGUGGCCGAAGGCCAAGAAGAUAAGGUGUCGAUCAUAUCAAACACUGGUGGCAGUCAGGCGUACGAAGAUUUUAUUUCAGCAUUAGCUUGGGAGGUGGAACUGGAAACUCACAAUGGUUUUAUGGGUGGAUUGCAACGAAACAAAAACGCCGGUACAACAACCCCAUAUUAUUCGACGUCGUUCAUGGAAGUUGUAUUUCACGUAGCCACCCGAAUGCCGACAACAACUACGCAAGAAGCAUACAUACAAAAAGCCAGACAUUUGGGAAACGAUGAAGUGCACAUUGUGUGGUCAGAACAUUCCAAAGAUUACAGACGUGGAAUUAUUCCUACAGAGUUCUGCGACGUUCUAAUCAUUAUAUACCCUCUACCAAACAAUUUGUUCAGGAUUCAAGUCUCCAGAAAACCAGAAGUACCAUAUUUUGGGCCACUUUAUAACGAGGUUAUCGUUCAAAAAUCAAUAUUAGCCAAUGUUGUGCGUUGCACGGCAAUAAAUGCAUCGUGCGCCAAACGUAGCAUGAUACCUUUCUACCAACAAUAUUACGAAGAGAGAUGGCGGUCAUUAGACAUGAUCAUGAAGAAUUACAAACACUCCAGCACCUUCGAAGAGUUUAUAUCAAACGUAUACUCGCCCGUCCAAACUACGUCUCCAUUCCAACAACAGCCUUAUUUAAGAAGCAAUUCAGAAAAAUACAAGUCAGACGAUUACGUAUUGUCCGGUUCGUCUUCAUCCAAUUUAGCUGCGGCACUCAUAGACUCGUCUCACCGGAAUAGGAACGCUAAAGGGUUAUCAAUAGAUUGGUCUAAGAAGAACGGGACUGAUGUGGAUGUGUUAAUAUCAGCUGGGAUAUCGCCUAGGCCCCACAAGAAAUUAACUUCACAUCAGAGUCUUAUGCGAUAACGUUGUCGAAAUUAAUGUUGAAGCGGAAAUGCAAACCGUCCGCCUGCAGUGAAUAAACCACACCAACACCGCCUGCACGUCUGCCGUCCAUACUCAAAUAUAUAUAUAAUAGUACCUAUAUAUAAUAUAUGCCAUAUAAAAGUGUUUGUUCAAUCCGUCGCCGUCAAGAAGAAGAGAGAUCGCCGACGAAGGGAACUCCUCUGCAGCCCAGUCGAUUGUGCGUUAUACUUCCGGUCGAUGAUCGCGGUAUCUUGUCGCGCGCACAUAGGCGGUCGUCGUCAAAUCGUGUGUGACGUGCACGCAAAGACGAUGACCGAGCGGAAGACGAUCGAGCGGAACACGCCGUGCGUUAAAGUACAAAAUAUUCCAAAAAUAAAAAAUACAACAGUUUCCUCGUCCUAUCCACUUACGACGCUAUUUUCGCACCACACAUUAUAAUAUACUAAUGAGUUACUAUUUUAUUUUAUUUUUUUCUUUCAACUAUACACAACCGUUCUUAUAAUUAUUAUUCGAACUAUAUAUUUUAUAUUAUUUCUUUUAUUAUUACUGUAAUUGUUAUUAUUUCUACCGAUCCGUCCCGUGUGUACUUAAGCCGUUGUUGUUUUAUUUAGCUAUACUCCGAAACCUAGACUGACAUGUUCUAUUCCGUGUAUAAUAAUAUGCGCUCCUCUCCCCCGCAAUCAUAUAUUAUUAAUUAUUAUUAUUAUAUUAUUAUACUCGAACGUACUAUAUAAUAAUGUGAUAUAAUAUGUAUCUAAAUGCGUAUUAUAAUAAUAGCGACACGACAAUAACAUAUACCUAUUAAUAUCAGAUGCGUUUUGUUUUCUCGACACGUUUCGUGCAUAUUACACGCAAUUACGACGUUUCAACGAUGACAAAAAAAUAGUAAUUUUAACACCUGUACGGGAUGGUCCCACCUACCUCGGUCGCGCGGCGUACUACACGACCCAUGAUAUACGGCCAUCGGUUCACGUACGUCAUAGACUAUACGCAUAAUAUUGAUAGUUUUAAACGGUUUAUGGUGUAUGGCAUUAGAUGAUAUUAUAUUGCGAUCGAAUCGGUUUUACAAAACUUAAACGUGACACGUAAAUAUUAGGUAUAUUUUUUUUAUCCUCGACAAGCCCCGCGCGCGCCGCGGUAGGCGCCCCGAUGGCCCAUCAGUCGAAUUAUUUUUUUCGUUUAGCACAACUAUACGACGCGCGUCAUUUCAUCGUUUCGUAUUAUCAUAAAUAUAAUUAUUAUUACGUGACAAUAAUAUACGCGCGCAACACUGUUCGUUAUUAUAUUAACCGAAUAAUAUAUUAUGUGUGUCACGGUUUAACUAUAUACGCGUGUCCAAGUAAUAUAUAAUAAUGGUAACACAAUGUCCUUACUAUUUUUUUUUUUGUUUUUUAAUCGCUAAUACGCGAUGUCGCGUAUGACUUCUAUCGUCAUUACUAUAGGUAUUAAAAUUGAAUUAUUUGUUAUUUUUUAUUUCACGUUUUACUGCGAUCUCGUUUACUCACGUUUGUUUAACUUAAGUCGAUUACAUUCAUACGGAGGAUUACACCUUCUACUGUGGCGCUGUAACGCCAACGGUAUUGAUAAUUCUUAUAAUAUAGCCGCGUUUGAACGUAUUUAUUGUUCUUUACAUUAUAAAAUGUGCACUAAAAAUACUUUCGUCUUGUAUAAUAUUAAAACAUGUUAUCAUUUAUUGUGUUUAGGUACUUUUUAACACGUUUUAUACUCUAUUCAUAUAGAUAUAUUUAUUAUAUGUAUUUUAAUAUUUGAACGUAACGUAACUAUCAUAUAUUUAAUUUUUUCCAAUUUUUAAUCUGUGAUUUUUUCUCUAGUUAUUUAUUUAUUAAUUUUAUUAUUAUUAUUAUUAUUAUUAUUUAUUAUUUUAUUAUUAUGUAUUAUUAUAAUUAUUUUAUUUCUGUUUCUAACUUUUAACCAUUAUACGCAUUAAGUUCAAACACAUCUUUCGGUAUGCUCGUCGCGCACAGUAUUAACGCUAUCCACACAAAUGACGGGUGUACCACAUCAGUACCUAUAGUGGCGUCGAUGUCAUCGGAAAUCCAUAUAAUAUAACAAAUUUCUGUACACCUAUCGCACAACCUAAUCCACCAGAUUCAUUAGUUCCUGUUUUACAAUAAUUUAUUGUUGACAUAGUAGUUCGAAGUUUUCAUCAAUUUCAAACUCCAGUACACCCACAUAAAUUACCUAUGACAUUAAUCACCGUUGAAUCAAAGGAUCGGCGCCACUGCCAGUACCUACUUCGGACUUCCUAUCCAAACAUCUUUAUAAUUAUAGCGAAUAAUGUAAUAUUUUCAUAUUAUAAUGUAAUGUCGAAGCGACGAUCGUACACGCCGUCGUCGUCUCGGCAAAAGGGUUAAUAUAUAACUAAAUCAUUUUAUUUUUUAAAUAAGUAAUAAAAUAUAUGUAAUAAAAACUAUUGUUUAUUAAAAAAAAAUUAUAUAUAUAUAAA
Messenger RNA from Rhopalosiphum padi (bird cherry-oat aphid), 8471 nucleotides. Its product is annotated as ral GTPase-activating protein subunit alpha-1. Lineage: Eukaryota; Metazoa; Arthropoda; Insecta; Hemiptera; Aphididae. Gene Ontology annotation, biological process: positive regulation of GTPase activity; regulation of small GTPase mediated signal transduction. Gene Ontology annotation, cellular component: nucleus; cytoplasm. Gene Ontology annotation, molecular function: GTPase activator activity. Bases 638 to 6004 code for a protein of 1788 amino acids. The record is from RefSeq and is a predicted model, not a curated record. The transcript is spliced from 40 exons.